UGACGGAAUAAUUUAAUUUUGUGAAGAUUAAUAAUUAGAUUACAUAUAGUACUAAAUUUUUAUAUUGAGAUUUAAACUUGAGGUUAUUUCAAUUAGACAGAUCAUAGUUUUAAUUAAUUUGUUAUACGUUUAUUAGUUGUAAAUUACGAGUUUGUUAAUUAAUUUAAAGUUAUAUUAAUUAUAUAAAUGGUAUCAAUUGAUAGUCUUAUCUUUCCUUAUAGUGAGGAUGGGAAAUCUCCUGUAUCAUUAAAUAAAGUUAUAUUUACUGAUGAAUCUGAUUCAACUCGAUACAGUAUUCAAUUGAAUGAACAAACUAAACUGGUAACUUCAGUAGAAAAGAUUAUAGCUCAAUCUCAACAAACAAUUCCUGAAUUAGUUCAAUAUAUUCAAAAUCCUACAAAUUCUAAUGGAAAUGAACCAUUACUUAUACGAAUUGAUCCAUUAUAUAGUAGAAUGAAAUUUAGUAUAUCAAUUGAUUCAAGUAAUGAAAUUAAAUCAGAUUCAUUAGUAAUUGUAAAGACUCGAGAAUCAGGGGAUGAUAUAAAACAAAUUCAACAUAUUUUAUAUGAAAAUAAAGAAGAUAUUGAAUGUCAAGUAUCUAAAAUCGAUUAUUCAGAUUUACCACUUGAAUCAAAUCUUACAACUAAUCAACGUAUAAUAAUUAAUGAUUCAUAUGAUAGAAGUUUUGUUAAUGGAGGUAAAUUAAAUAUUUCACUUUGGGAUUUAGAAUCAGAAACAAAUGAGUAUAAAUUCUUAUUGAAAUUUAGUGUAUGGAUUGAUGAAUAUAUUCCUGAUCGUAGACCAUCAGAUGUAAAAAGUUUUAAAGAUACAAAAUCAAUUGCUAGUAUUAAUACUUCUCAUAAUUAUGGAACAACUAAACAUUUUAAGAUUAGUGACUUUAAGAAAGAAUUUGCCUUUACUUUGGAAGAUGGACCUGAAUUUAGAAAUACUUUAAGUAGGUAUGAAUCUAAUUUAAUCUCAUUUAAAAAGAAUUUUUAUCAUUUAAGUGAAGAAUUAAAGAAUCUCGAUUCAAGCUUUAAAAGAUUACAUUCUUCAAAAUCAAAGAUUAUUGAAAUAGUUCGGAACUUAACAGAUGCUCAAUUUAAUACAUUAUUGAAACAAUUUGGAUUUUCAAAAGACUUUGAAACUAAAUUAAGAUCAAUAUUUGAUCCCUUUGAAAAGAAUCUUAAAUUCUUCUUACAUUAUGUAUGUGAGCCAAAACUUAUAACAAAGAUAUCACAGAGUUUAAAUUCAAAUAAUUUAAGUGAACCUAAUUCAUCAAGUGGAUCUUUGGCAUCAGGAUCGAGUGGAUCAUCCCAAAAUGAAUUAUUAAUUCAUAGAAAACAAUUUGAAAGUAAUUCAAAGGAAUAUUAUAGUUGGUUAAAUAAAUAUCUCAGUAAUGAAAAGGAUAAAUCCGAAUCCAAAUUAUUUAUUAAGAGAAAACAUUUUGAACUUUCAAAAUAUGAUUAUUUAAAUCAUUUGAAUCAAUUAACUAAUAAUCAAUAUCUGAAUCAAUUCUUAGAAUUAUUAUUCAAAUUUAUUAAUAUUCCUUAUGAUAAUCAUUAUCCGAGAUUAUUAAAUUUUAGUCUAUUUGAAGAUUUAAAGAAGAGUCAAGAUCUUAUUGGGAAUAAUUAUAAGAUUUAUUUAAAUGCUUUAUUAAGAUUCAAUAGUGAAAAGUAUCAAUUUCGUCAAAUGAUAGAAGCAUGUAAAACUAAUGAUGAAUUAACUAAUAUAAUCAAAUAUAAUAAAUUGAAUUAUUCUUUAGCUACUCAAAUGUCAAUAACUACAUCUUCAGAAGCAUCAACUAUAUCGGAAACUCCAUCUUCUCCUUCAAUUAUUGGAUCAUCUAAUGAUGAUGAUCUCUUAGUGAAUAUGGAUAAUAUUGGUCUAAUAUUCUCAGGAAAUUCACCAACUUUUGGUAAUAUGCUGGAAUCACCAAGUUUAAGUGAAGAAGAAAAGGGAGAAUUAAGUGGAAUAUUAUAUACUUUAGGUGGUCAAGGUAAACCUGGUUGGCAUAAAGAAUGGGUAGUACUAAAUAAAGGGUUAUUAAUGGAAUUUUCUGAUUGGAGGAAAGGUACUUCUCCUAUAAAUCAACCUAUUGAAAUUGCUUUAUCAAGUAUAAAGCCAGUAACUCAUGAGAAAAGACAAAAUUGUUUUGAAAUAUUAACUUCAAAAGGUAGUAAACAUGUAUUCCAAGCUUUGAAUGAAACAGAAAGGACAAAAUGGAUUAAAGCAUUAUAUAAUGCUGGUCAAGUGGUUGAUACAACAAGAUUGAAAGAAAGUUAUAGUGAACAAGGUAAUAAUAAUAAUAAUAAUAAUGGUAGAUCAAGAAAAAUCUUUUCUAAAUUGAAAACAGAAUUUCAUAUACCUCCUGUUGCACCUAUGGUGGCAGGAGGAAGUAUGGAUAGAUCUUUAUCACCAAUUUCAAUUACUUCUACAAUAAGACAUAAACAUCAAGAAGAGAAAGAUUAUUUAAAUUUAGUUAGAUCAAUUCCUGAUAGUGAUAAUAAUAUUUGUCUUGAUUGUGAAUCAACCGAUUCAGUUGAAUGGAUUUCUAUAAAUUAUUUGGCAUGUUUUUGUGUUAAAUGUGCAUCUGGUCAUAGAAGUAUUGGAUCUCAUAUAACUAAAAUUAGAUCUUUAAAGCUUGAUAAAUUUGAUAAUGAAAGUGAAAUGUUAUUAAAUUAUAUAAAUAAUAAGAAAGUUAAUCAAUAUCUUGAAGAAAAUCUUCCUAUAAAGGAUAAAAUAAGUCCUCAAACUUCAGAUGAAGAUAGAGUUAACUUUAUUAGAAAGAAAUAUGUUGAAAAGAAGUAUAAAUCAAUAAUUCCUGAUAUUAAUAAUACAUUAAUUAAAGCCAUUCAAAAGAUAAAUAUCCCUGAAGUUUUAAGAUGUGUAAUUUGUGGUGCUGAUGUAGAUAUUAAAAUUCAAAUAAGUAUUCCAAAUAAAGAUGAAUAUCAAAUCAUAAGUAUAUUUGAAUAUUCUUUAAGAAAAUUCGUUGAAACUUCUGAUGAUGAUUUAAUAUUAACAAGUUCUAAGAAAUAUUUCCUUAUCUCAGAAAUAUUAAUUUUGAAUGGUUGUAAGAUUGAUGAAAUUAAAGAUUUGCGAGAAGAUAUUGGAUUGACCGAUGCGGCUGAGGAAUAUUGGAAAAUAAGAAGUUUAAAACUUAGUGGUGGAAUUGUAUAGAUGUAUAGAUUUAUUUAUGGGAUCGUACUGCCUAAUGCGGUAGUUCCCGCAUUUUAAUGGUUGCGAAAUUCUUCUUUUUUUUUUUUUA
Messenger RNA from Scheffersomyces amazonensis, 3268 nucleotides. RefSeq names its product Age1p (gene AGE1). Gene Ontology annotation, biological process: intra-Golgi vesicle-mediated transport. Gene Ontology annotation, cellular component: endosome; trans-Golgi network. The transcript has a single exon. NCBI's taxonomy places the organism in Eukaryota, Fungi, Ascomycota, Pichiomycetes, Serinales, Debaryomycetaceae. Gene Ontology annotation, molecular function: GTPase activator activity. The record is from RefSeq and is a predicted model, not a curated record. Bases 187 to 3180 code for a protein of 997 amino acids.